Molecule: messenger RNA, 944 nt
Organism: Gorilla gorilla gorilla (western lowland gorilla)
Lineage: Eukaryota; Metazoa; Chordata; Mammalia; Primates; Hominidae
Gene: CTXN2
Product: cortexin 2
Exons: 2
Coding region: 561-806 (81 amino acids)
Source: RefSeq, a predicted model, not a curated record
AUGUCCUCAUUCUCUUGUAUUUCUGAAGCAAAAGAGCGGGGGGUGGGGCGGUGGGUGGAGGAGCCAGUAGGUCUGAUAAGUUCAAAUUCUAAAGGGGAAACAGCACCCCUAAUGCUAGCGCCACUGCUGAUGCGGCUGCCAGGCGGGGGAAAAGUGUUGUGUACGUGCAGAUUGCUGAUGCUUCUCCCAUAAUGUUUUGUAGGAAGUUUCCAUGCUUCUUCGGUUUAGUGCGUAGAAAGAGACCUGGAAACAAACAACGCAGAAUGAUGAUGAUGGUCUAGGUUUCUUUAAUGAGAUAUUUGGAGAAUUUUCAGACCAGGUUUCCCAGUGCGUUGGAAGGAUUGAGUGUCAGAGUCCUUGAGCCAUCCAAAGGUUCUCCUAAGAGAGAAAUUCUCUUAAGGUUGAAAUCUGAGGGUUUAGGGGUGGAUUCUGGCAGAUCCUAAGGUCUGGGAUCUCUGGAAAGCCCUGAAAUUUAUGCAUUUCACCAUGAUGAAGACAUCUAGGCAAAGAGUUGAUUCCAGAAGGAACUGUGAAGAGCCACAACAAUGUGCCAGUGAAUAAUGAGUAGUACCUACUGUGGCAACUCUUCAGCUAAGAUGAGUGUCAACGAAGUAUCAGCUUUCUCAUUGACUCUGGAGCAAAAAACUGGCUUUGCUUUUGUUGGGAUUUUGUGUAUCUUCUUGGGACUUCUUAUUAUCCGAUGCUUCAAAAUCCUGCUAGACCCAUAUAGUAGCAUGCCUUCCUCUACAUGGGAAGAUGAAGUUGAAGAGUUUGAUAAAGGGACAUUUGAAUAUGCACUGGCGUGAGAGUUCCAACUAUAUGGUUUUUAUGGUUGUGCCAUCAGGACACAUUCUGGAUACAAUUGUAAUUACCUUGAGUGUGUGGGAGAGAGGCUCAUUUUGUUCAGUGAAUUCAAUAAACAUCUGUGACUAAUUUCUUCACCA